Messenger RNA from Misgurnus anguillicaudatus (oriental weatherfish), 3619 nucleotides. RefSeq lists its product as uncharacterized. The record is from RefSeq and is a predicted model, not a curated record. Lineage: Eukaryota; Metazoa; Chordata; Actinopteri; Cypriniformes; Cobitidae.
AUGGCACAUAAAUGUGAUGUUGGCGGUUGUCCAAACCGAUCGGACACGAUUAUUCAUUACAUGUUACCAGAGGAUCCGAAAAGACGCAGCGUGUGGAUGAAGUUUAUGGAAGACAGUAAACCAAAUGGAGAAAGCGUGUCGUCUUCAUCUCGGGUGUGCGGUGAACAUUUCUCUGAGGAGUGCUAUUUUAAACUGGAUCUGGGUUACACCACAUGCAAAAUAUUAGGCAUAGAUGCUGUGCCCACGAUCUUCUGUGUAAAUCGAGCAUUUGAGACUCCAAACAAUAUACAGAAUGAGGAAACAGAUAACACGUGCACAAUCACCAUUUCUGAGACCAUUUCACUUGCCUGCGUCAAAGACGAACCUUUUGAAUAUGAUUUAAAUGACAGCAUAUCAUUCCAAGAAGAUCUAAACUCCUCACUGGAUGAUAGUUUUAAACCUGAGGAAAGUGAGCUGGCUAUUACUGAAGACAUGGACAUAGAGGAAGGCGACCAAGGCCAAGAUAUGAAGGGAAAUAAAGGCACUUCAACUGUAAUUGUUGAGAUUAGAGAAGGUGUUAAGGUCAAGUUUUUCAGUUGUUUGACUUGUGGGGAGAGGUUUAGUAGUAAACGUACCCUUAUGAAGCAUCAACGGGCAAGUCACCCGAGGCAAAAAGAUGAAUCAGAAGUUAAAGAGACGAUUUUUGUUUGUACAACUUGUGGGGAGAAAUUUCCUAAAAUGCGUUUCCUAAUGCAACACAGAGCCGUACACAAUGAUAACACUACUGAUAAAAGGUACAAGUGCCAGCAAUGUGAGAAGAGUUUUUCCUGGGAGUCUUCUUGGAAAGCUCACCUGAAAGUUCACGAGUUUGGAGAGUCCAUAUUGCCACACGCUUGCCAUUUAUGUCCCAGACGCUUCGGCUACAAAGUGGCUCUUGCGGCACACGUGAAAUUUCACUCUGGAAAAAUUGCGAGCGCAUGCCCCAUGUGCGAAAAGAGCUUUCCAACCAGAAGUUUACUCGGUCAGCACAUCAAAACAUCCCAUGCUCGGAAAAAAGUCACGUGUAAGACUUGCAAUAUCACUUUCUCCAAAGUCAAAACCUAUAUCAAACACUUGAACAAACAUAAUGUGGAAGAGGCCGAUAUGGAGAUUUCGGAGGCUGAAAUAAAUGUUCUGGCUGAGAGUGCAACAGAUCUAUCAGCAGUAGAAUCAGCAGCAGAUCCAAUGGUGAUAGAAUCUGUGACGGAUCAAUCGGAGAUAGAAUUAGUGGUAGAAUCAGCAGCAGAUCAUUCUGCGGUAGAAUCAGCAGCAGGUCCAAUGCUCGUAGAAUCAGUGACUGAUCCAUCGGAAAUAGAAAUAGUGGUAGAAUCAGCAGCAGAUCCUUCGGCGGUAGAAUCAGCAGCAGAUCCUUUGGUGGUAGAAUCAGCAGCAGAUCCUUUGGCGGUAGAAUCAGCAGCAGAUCAUUCGGCGGUAGAAUCAGCAGCAGAUCCAAUGGUGGUAGAAUCAGUGACGGAUCCAUCGGAAAUAGUAUCAGUGGUAGAAUCAGCAGCAGAUCAGUCGGCAGCAGAAUCAGCAGCAGAUCCAUCAGCGGCAGAAUCAGUAGCAGAAUCAGCAGCAGAUCCAUCAGCAGUAGAAUCAGCAGCAGACCUAUUGGGGGCAGAUCUAUCGAUGGUAGAAUCAGCAGCAGAUCCAUUGGGGGCAGAUCCAUUGACGGUAGAAUCAGCAGCAGAUCCAUCAAUAACAGAUCCAUCGAUGGUAGAAUCAGCAGCAUAUCCAUUAACAGUAAAAACAUCAGGAGAUCAAUCAGCAGCAGAUCAAUCAAUAGCAGAUCCAUCGAUGAUAGAAUCAGCAGCAGAUCCAUCAAUAACAGAUCCAUCAAUGGUAUCAGCAGAAGAUCCAUUUACGGUAGAAUCAGCAGCUGAUCCAUCAAUAACAGAUCCACUGACAGUAGAAUCAGCAGCAGAUCCAUCAAAAACAGAUCCAUCGAUGGUAGAAUCAGCAGCUGAUCCAUUAACAGUAAAAACAUCAGGAGAUCAAUCAGCAGCAGAUCAAUCAAUAGCAGAUCCAUCGAUGAUAGAAUCAGCAGCGGAUCCAACAAUAACAGAUCCAUCGAUGAUAGAAUCAGCAGCAGAUCCAUCGAUGAUAAAAUCAGCAGCAGAUCCAUCGAUGAUAGAAUCAGCAGCCGAUCCAUCGAUGAUAGAAUCAGCAGCCGAUCCAUCGAUGAUAGAAUCAGCAGCAGAUCCAUCGAUGAUAGAAUCAGCAGCAGAUCCAUCGAUGAUAGAAUCAGCAGCAGAUCCAUCGAUGAUAGAAUCAGCAGCAGAUCCAUCGAUGAUAGAAUCAGCAGCAGAUCCAACAAUAGCAGAUCCAUCGAUGAUAGAAUCAGCAGCAGAUCCAACAAUAACAGAUACAUCGAUGAUAGAAUCAGCAGCAGAUCCAACAAUAACAGAUCCAUCGAUGAUAGAAUCAGCAGCAGAUCCAUCGAUGAUAGAAUCAGCAGCAGAUCCAACAAUAGCAGAUCCAUCGAUGAUAGAAUCAGCAGCAGAUCCAUCAACAAUGAUAGAAUCAGCAGCAGAUCCAUCAAUGAUAGAAUCAGCAGCAGAUCCAUCAAUGUUAGAAUCAGCAGCAGAUCCAUCAAUAGCAGAUCCAUCGAUGAUAGAAUCAACAGCAGAUCCAUCGAUGAUAGAAUCAGCAGCAGAUCCAUCGAUGACAGAAUCAGCAGCAGAUCCAUCAAUGACAGAAUCAGCAGCAGAUCCAUCGAUGACAGAAUCAGCAGCAGAUCCAUCAAUGAUAGAAUCAGCAGCAGAUCCAUCAAUGAUAGAAUCAGCAGCAGAUCCAUCGAUGUUAGAAUCAGCAGCAGACCCAUCAAUAGCAGAUCCAUCGAUGACAGAAUCAGCAGCAGAUCCAUCGAUGAUAAAAUCAGCAGCAGAUCCAUCAAUGAUAGAAUCAGCAGCAGAUCCAUCGAUGGUAGAAUCAGCAGCAAAUCCAUCAAUAGCAGAUCCAUCGAUGAUAGAAUCAGCAGCAGAUCCAUCAAUUGUAGAAUCAACAGCAGAUCCAUCGAUGAUAGAAUCAGCAGCAGAUCCUUCAAUAUCAGAUCUAUCGAUAAAAGAAUACGCAAGAGAUCCAUCGAUGGUAGAAUCAGCAGCAGCAGAAUCAUCAAUUGUAGAAUCAGCAGCAGAUCCAACAGUACUUGAGGUUGCGGAGUCUGAAGAGGCACAGAGUGUUCUGGAAAAGGAACUUACCCAAGAUAAUCAUGAAGAGGAAAAAAGCAAGGAUCAUGCUUUCACACAAUAAGGGAUAUCAGUCGUCCACUUGUGGCUUUCAUAACAUUUCUUUUUCAACGUACUGUAUGAUAGAUUAUAGUGGCUUGCAUGUAGUUUGAGCUUUAUUUUUUCAUUUGAAAAUUGAUUUUCUUUAGUCAGGUUUGUAGUUAAGGACCUAAUCUAAUCAUGUAAACUAAAUAGUGCAUAUUUUAGGUAGACUUAUGUGUUUGUUACAUAACACCAUGUACAUACAUUCUUUUUUUUUAUUCACGGUAGAAAGCGUAAAGUGUUAUUAGUAUUAUGUUGCUGAAUUCACAGAAUAAUGUGUACUUGAAAGAUGCAUUUCAUAUAAAUAAUAAAAUGUAUUUUCAUUGCUUUAA